Molecule: messenger RNA, 360 nt
Organism: Trichomonas vaginalis G3
Lineage: Eukaryota; Parabasalia; Trichomonadida; Trichomonadidae
Exons: 1
Coding region: 1-360 (119 amino acids)
Source: RefSeq, a predicted model, not a curated record
AUGGUUGCGAACGCUUGCAAUACAAACAAUGAUAUGAUAGGAUUUAAUGAAGAUGUUAUGAGGUCAUUGGUGGAUGAUGGUAGUGUGGAACAUAAAUGGGAUAGCUAUGACAACACACAUUUCUUAUGUGGUUUUCCAACAGAAGUGGACUUUUGCUUCCAGCAAGGUCAAACAUCUACUGCUCCAAUAACAUACAAAUUGUCUGUUAAAGGACCUAUUGAACUAGCAACUGAAAAUGUACCAAAGCCACUUAUUGGAUUUAUGAGGGAUUGUUGCUUUGCCAUUCAGGUGCGUGCUAAUGGAAUCCCAAUAAUAAGAUUAGAUGACUAUAACUUAGCUGCGGAUGACAGUGAGGAAUAA